GGAUUCGGGCUUGUUUGAUUUCAUUGACGAUAAGUGCAUAACAUUUGUUUUAUCUUUAUAGGUUUGUAGUUUGAAGCUUUAAAGCUGGAAUAUUGUAGUUAUAUUAAACACAAACUUGUGGAUAAUUUCUUUUAAAGAGAAAAGUAAGAAAGACAAAGAUGGACUUUCUGGAAUAUCCGGACAUUUUUGCUGAGGUUAAGGGCGCUAUGACACCUGGCAGAUUAAAGUUGACCGACCAACAUUUGAUCUUCAAAAAUCAGAAGACUGGUAAAGUAGAACAGAUUUCUGCUUCUGACAUGGAAAUGGUAAAUUAUCAGAAAUUCAUUGGCACCUGGGGUUUACGUAUUUUUUUAAAAAAUGGUACUUUACAUCGCUUCAAAGGCUUCAAAGAAGCUGAUCAGGAAAAGAUUGCCAAAUUCUUUUCUGUCAAUUAUAAGAAAGACAUGUUGGAGAAAGAACUGAGUUUAAAAGGUUGGAAUUGGGGUACAGCAAAGUUUACGGGAUCUAUCCUGAGCUUCGAUGUAGGUCAUCACACUGCUUUUGAAAUACCUCUAUAUGAUGUGUCGCAAUGUAAUACAGGAAAAAAUGAAGUAACCUUAGAGUUCCAUCAGAAUGACGAUGCUCCAGUCAGUCUGAUGGAGAUGAGGUUUCAUAUUCCUAUUAGCGAUAGUGCUGACCAAGAUCCUGUUGAAGCAUUCCAUCAACAGGUGAUGGAUAAAGCAUCUGUGAUCAGUGUGAGUGGUGAUGCAAUUGCUAUAUUUAGAGAGAUUCACUGUUUAACGCCACGUGGUCGUUAUGAUAUUAAAAUUUUCCAAUCCUUCUUUCAACUACACGGCAAAACUUUUGACUAUAAAAUCCCCAUGUCAACUGUUUUGAGACUUUUCCUACUACCACACAAGGAUAGUCGACAAACAUUCUUUGUUGUAAGUCUGGAUCCUCCUAUAAAGCAGGGUCAAACACGAUAUCAUUAUCUGGUUCUUCUAUUUAACCAAGAAGAGGAAACCUCUAUUGAGCUUCCUUUCACAGAAAAGGAGCUAAAGGAAAAGUAUGAGGACAAACUAACAAAAGAAUUAACGGGACCAACAUACGAAGUACUUGGCAAGGUGAUGAAAGUAAUUAUUAACCGAAAGAUAACUGGACCUGGACACUUCUUAGGUCAUACAAAGACACCUGCGAUUGGCUGCUCCUUCAAAGCCGCAGCAGGAUAUCUAUACCCGCUCGAGCGAGGUUUCAUUUAUGUGCAUAAACCGCCGAUACAUAUUCGUUUUGAGGAGAUAGCCUCGGUCAAUUUUGCGCGUGGCGGCGGUUCAACUAGAUCUUUCGACUUCGAGAUCGAACUUACGAGUGGUGUAGUUCAUACUUUUAGUAGCAUCGAGAAAGAAGAAUAUGGUAAAUUGUUCGAUUUCAUUACGUCAAAGAAACUUCGUGUCAAGAAUCGCGGCAAGACUGACAAACCUAAAUAUGAUGAAGAUUUUGGUGACAGCGAUCAAGAGGAUGAACCAGAUGCUUACUUGGCGCGAGUCAAAGCGGAGGCGCAGGAACGAGACGGCGUAGAAAAUCAAGAUUCUGAAGAAGGCUCAACUGAUGAGGAUUUCAAUCCGAAUCAAGACGUAAGUGAUGUUGCCGAGGAAUAUGACAGUAAUCCCAAUAGCUCUGAAAGUGACGAAGACUCGGAUGCGUCUGAGGCUAGUCAUAAGAAAGAGAAGAAAGAAAAGAAAGAAAAGAAAUCUAAAUCGGCAAAGACAGUAUCAGAAAAACCGCGCAAACAGAGGAAACCGAAAAAAGAAAAGGACGCGAAUAAGCCAAAGAGACCUCCAACGGCGUUCAUGUUGUGGCUUAAUAGCGCACGCGAAAGCAUCAAGGCGGAUAAUCCGGGAAUAAAUGUAACAGAAAUCGCGAAAAAGGGAGGUGAAAUGUGGCGAGAGCUCAAAGAUAAAUCAGAAUGGGAAGCGAAGGCAGCCAAAGCUAAAAAAGAGUAUGCGGCAUCAAUGAAGGAAUACGAAGCGAGCGGAGGUGGUAAAUCUAAAGAAAAGAAAGAAAAGACGGAAAAGACGGAAAGGACGGAAAAGAAGAAGAAGGAAACGCCUAAGAAAGAUUCGCCUAGCAAAAUGAUGACGGGCUCGUCUUUCAAAAGUAAAGAAUAUAUCAGCGAUGAUGAUAGUAGUAGCGACGAGAGUAAGAAGUCCGAAAAGAAGAGUUCUGAUAACGAAAGUGGAGAAGGGAAAGAGAAAAAGAAAAAAGGUGAGAAGCGACCCACUGAAGAUGCUGGAAAAAGGACAGUAAAAAAGGAGAAACGAAAUCAAUCAGAAAGCGACGCGGAAGAACCUAUAGAGAGCACUCCGCCGUCAUCCGACGCAGAAUCUAAAAAUAGUGAUUAAUAAAAUUAAAGUAUUCAAAUCAAUAUUUUUAAUUAUCUGUUUACAUGUACUAUUUGUUCAUAUUUAAAAGAUUUGCGUUGUUAGAAAUCUUUAGUAAGAGUAAAUGUUUUACACUUUUCACAAAAUUCUAGCGCUUAACUGGAUUAAUAUUACAAAUAUAUAAUAUCGACUAUUU
Molecule: messenger RNA, 2553 nt
Organism: Camponotus floridanus (Florida carpenter ant)
Lineage: Eukaryota; Metazoa; Arthropoda; Insecta; Hymenoptera; Formicidae
Gene: Ssrp
Product: FACT complex subunit Ssrp1
Exons: 4
Coding region: 159-2378 (739 amino acids)
Cellular component (GO): FACT complex; nucleus
Molecular function (GO): nucleosome binding; DNA binding; histone binding
Source: RefSeq, a predicted model, not a curated record